Messenger RNA from Coprinopsis cinerea okayama7#130, 1440 nucleotides. RefSeq lists its product as hypothetical. The record is from RefSeq and is a predicted model, not a curated record. The transcript has a single exon. The coding region runs from base 1 to 1440 and encodes 479 amino acids. NCBI's taxonomy places the organism in Eukaryota, Fungi, Basidiomycota, Agaricomycetes, Agaricales, Psathyrellaceae.
AUGUCGCACUCGCGGUCCUCGUCUUUAUCCUCCGCUUCGUGCUGUUCUGGCGCGUCCGCCUACGCUAGUAGCUCACUUCUCAACUAUGGCCUCGACCUCGACCCAGCGGCUCCAGAAACCCCUCGCCCCGAUUCACCCUCUUGGGCAACUCUCCAACACAUGGAUGCCAUCGGGGACUCGUUCGUCGAGAGUUACGAAGAGUCCAGUCGGAAAUCACUGCGACAAAGACCGUUAACCAUCGACAGGAUCAAGGAAGAAUGGCGAAAGGGCUUCUUUUUUGGAGAAAAGGAGGGUGCCAUCGACGACGACGAAACCCAACCUCACACGAUUGAGGACCACGGCGACCACGAUUCCUUCGAGGACGCGACUCUGUCCACCGACGCCACGAGCAGCCUAUUGACGCCGGGAGACUGUAGCGACGCGACGUCGAGCCUCGGCCACCACCAUCACCAUCAAGACGAGAUCGUCGACUGUUACUUCGACCGAGAACCGGCCCCAGAACAUCCUCGAUCAUCACCGCAAGAUAACGCGGUCGCUUGGUGGGAGGACGACCAAGUCACUGGGACUUCGCCCCAUCUCGAUCAGCCCACUCGUACGCUGAAGCGCUACACUCGUUCAGACGAGACCCAUGGCAACAGUCCAAAUAAUUUGUUGGACGCGUUUCCGUCAGUCCCAGGGGGGCACGUCUACUACACCGGUCGAACGAAAGGACUGCACCCCGGUAUCCUUGCAGACGAUCAAAGGGCGACAGCGCGACCAGGAACAAGUGAUUUGAAGGUCCACGAUGCUGGUGAGGCCACCCGUCGAGGCCUCUACCAGUCGAAAUCCGCCUCGUGUCUCGCACCAACUCUACGUCACUCACAGUCUACAAACGUAGAAAAUCCGUCCCCCCUUUUCGACACUCGUCCCCUCUUGCUUGCCAGACCAGUCAAGAAGCGUCAAAAAAGCUCUGGUUCCACUUCUUCCUCCGAUGUUCCUCCUUGCCCCAGCGCAGGCAGUCUGGCCGAGUACAAGUUUAGAAAGCCGUCCACAGACAGCCCUUCCUUCGAACUAGGUGGAGUGCGCGAUGUCCACGCGGGGCCGCGAAGCACAACUACUCCAACAAACCCACCUUCCAGAUCGCCUAUUUUUCCGGCUGGACGUCGAUAUCACUACACAAAGCCACACCAUCUUGCUGUGGGCAUCAAAGAUGUACACGAGACAAGCCUGGGGAAACCGACGCUCUUGUUUCACCAUCCAACUGCCACUUUUUCCACACCAACAAUCGACCAUUUCCGAGGAUUGACGCCAACUGCUUCGAGCGAAGACGUCGGAAAGAUGGGAAAAAUCAAAAAGCGUUCAAGUCGAAUUGGGAUGUUUGUCGGGAAGGUCCUCCACAGCAUGGGAGGUGGAUCGCUGGGUAGCCAUCCGCCCCCCAUCCCAGGUUCACCGAGAAGAUAA